This is a messenger RNA of Caenorhabditis briggsae, 1386 nucleotides long. Bases 1 to 1386 code for a protein of 461 amino acids. Lineage: Eukaryota; Metazoa; Nematoda; Chromadorea; Rhabditida; Rhabditidae. The transcript is spliced from 8 exons. The record is from RefSeq and is a predicted model, not a curated record. Gene Ontology annotation, cellular component: cytoplasm; nucleoplasm.
AUGUCAAAAAAAGGACGGAAUGCAUUACAAAGUGUCAGUUUACUGGUCUUCUUUGGAGUUUAUCAAUGCAGUGCUCAAUAUGUGGUCGACGUUAUGAGAAUGACAUCAUCAUUCGGCGAAGAAGAAUUAGUGCAUAAAUGUGCGGCGACAGGUGGAAACUUCGGUUUGGAUGUCGGCGAAUUCAUCAUCAGCGAGAAUAACUUGGGCUGUGGAGUUGGUGUCGAGCCAGCCGACGCUUGUGGACCAAUUAGGAUAUCCCAAAACCACACCACAAAAUGCCACAAUCUGUUUGCAUUCGUCUCCCGUAGUAACUAUGCCCACCCGUGCAAGUUUUCACAUCAGGCGUUUAUGGUCCAAAACUCGACAUAUCCAUUUCGAUUAGUGAUUUUCUACAAUUAUCCGGGGCAGGAUCCAAUUUCCAUGGAAGGUACCGAACUACGUGACAAAGUCUACUUACCGGUUCUAAUGAUUUCUCAUGCGUGCAAAGAAGAAAUUGUGAAGAAGUAUUCGGAUGCGGCGGGAUAUCGCCUACGCGUUCGCAUCGAUCCAGGCUACUAUGAGCUGUUUCGCUAUUUGAUUCCAUUUCUUGUGGUUAUUGUGUUCUGCUUCGCUCUUUUCCUUAUUACACUGUGCGUCCGUGCUUGUGUGGAAAGGAGGAAGUUGAACAAGAGACGUCUUUCGAAACGGAAUCUCAAGAAGAUUCCAGUCAAGAAAUAUCGAUUAGGUGAUGAUCCGGACACGUGUGCCAUUUGUCUGGAGAGCUUUGCUCCUGGAGAAAAGCUUCGUCAUUUGCCGUGUAGGCAUGUAUUCCAUUGCAACUGCAUCGACGUGUGGUUGACGCAAACACGCAAGAUUUGUCCUCUGUGCAAGAGGAAAAUCGGAUCCGACUCGGACAGCGAGUGUUCGGCAAGCGACUUGGCCAGCACGUCACAAGCCCCAAACGAUUCACUCGCCUUAUACAGUCAUUCUCACGAUCAGUCGGGAUUUGACGAGCUCCCGGUUCCGUCUGGACCGAUGCUGGACUUGUGGAGCUCUCAGGAAGCAUUGGUCGAUCAGGAUAUCGUGCUGCUCAACACCACUCGUCAAACGAUCUCUGGAUUCCUUCGUAACGCUUUCCGCCGUCUCAGACGUCGCUCGCAACAAUCGGGUACUACUGUCCAAAAUCAAGCAGGACUGGAACACGGAUCCUUUCUUGUCAGGCAAGAACCUCGAGCGGCCGAUAGUGAUCAUUUAUUGGAAAAUGAUGUCGAUUCAUUAGCCAGCUCUGAACUCAACCCUCCGCCCUCUCCAGAAAUUACCGUUUCAAGCUCAGCCCUCUCAUCUCAAAGUACGGAUACCGACACUACUGAAAUGUCUUCAAGUCCUACAUCUCAAACUUGUCAAUAA